Molecule: messenger RNA, 2162 nt
Organism: Xiphophorus hellerii (green swordtail)
Lineage: Eukaryota; Metazoa; Chordata; Actinopteri; Cyprinodontiformes; Poeciliidae
Product: CAAX prenyl protease 2-like
Exons: 6
Coding region: 728-1372 (214 amino acids)
Biological process (GO): CAAX-box protein processing
Cellular component (GO): endoplasmic reticulum membrane
Molecular function (GO): metalloendopeptidase activity
Source: RefSeq, a predicted model, not a curated record
GAAACUACUACUUUAUGAAAGAUUACAUGAUACGGUGCGAUUAUUUUUUUAUCUAUGUCUUUCUGUUGCGCUUUAGUUAAUCAGCUUCUCUGCACUAGGAUCUACUAAUCUAAUCUGACAUAAAGGAUCAAGCUUAUCCAUUCGAGCAUGUUGACCCUGUGCUACUUUAUUCAUCCCUCUCCUGUGGAACCACUUGAAGCUCUACAGUUUGCAGAUCUCCUGUUUUGUCAUGCAAGAGCUAGGACAUAGCUGUAUUAGGCUGGACCAGUACACAAUCUGUUGGGUGAGUGUAAUGAGUUGCCUUCUGCUGGCUUUUCUCUAUGUGGGUAGCUUAUAUGUCUGCUGGAGUACCUUACCAAGGUAUGCAACUCAUUAUCAGCUUUGCAGUCAGUGUUGUUCAAGUAGCCUGUUAAUGAAAGUGUGUGUCUUAAAGGGACCAUCCAAGAGUGAUAAAGCGUCGCUCUGUGAGUGUAGCUCUGGUGUCUGCAGUGUCUCCUGCGUUUGUGAAGCUAUGGAUGCACUGGGCUGAUAUCACAGUUGAAGAGUCCUUGUGGGAGCUGAUGGGAGUUCGUUUGAAAGGUUUCAUUCCUGCAUCUGUUCUGCCUUUGCUAUUGAUUACGUUUUUUUAUCUGGGGCCCCUGGUUCAGUCUGCUUUGGACAAUCCUGACGGGUUCUCUGGGGAACUUCACUCUGCUCUGGGUAUUUAUAAGAUGUGCAGAGUUGGAGGAUGUGCGUCCAAGACGCAGCGUGGCUCAGGAACCAGGUGGUGGCGCCAGUGACGGAGGAGCUGGUGUUCAGAGGGGCCAUGCUGCCUAUGUUGGUGCCUUGCACUGGAGCCACAGCUGUUAUCUUCAUUGCGCCUCUGUUAUUUGGUGUUGGUAUGACAGGAAACUUCGGCGCCACAAUGACAUCAUACUCUACUAAAGCACGACAAAAUGCACCAGUUGACCUGCAGGAGUUUUGCUGUUCCUGUUACAAUGUUUGCAAACUUUAUUUCAAUUUUACUGUCGUUCUAGCCCAUCUUCACCACAUCAUAGAGCAGCUUCAGCUGGGAAAGGACAAUGUGAGAGCCAUCUUUCUGGGGGCAGGGAUUCAGUUUUUGUACACAACUGUGUUUGGUGUCUUUGCUGCUUUUAUUUUCCUGAGAACUGGUCAUAUUGUGGGUCCAGUUUUGUGCCAUUCAUUCUGCAACAGCCAGGGUCUCCCUGACAUUGGUUCCGCUCUGAGCCGCCCUCAGCGUUCAGCCGUGCUGAUCUGCUAUCUGACUGGAGUCCUGCUGUUUCUGGUGAUGCUCUUCCCCUUCACAGACCCCUUCCUCUAUGGAGCCAGACCUGUCUGCAGCCUCGCCGCCUCUCAAGCAUUGGAAUGCUGAUUGAGAAAAUGUCAAAUUCUCAAGGAAGUCAUGAAAAAUAAAAUGUUGAGACAGAUUUUAACUUUAGUAUAAUUUUUUUCAGUCAUGAUUGGGACUUUUCUGAAGUGCGUGCAGGAUUUUUGCGGGUGGACAAGGCAGGAGAAAGAUCCCAGUGCUUCAGACAUUUCCUGCAUGGUUCAAAAAUAUUUCCUACUGUAUGAAACUUAACACCAGCACAAAACUCCCUGGCUACAACAAAGUAGCAGAAGUGUGCAUGAGUGCAAGCAUAGAAAACCAGAUGAAAUAUGGUGGUGAAGAAGGAAAAAAAAGCAGGCAAUAGAGGACAUGAUCACAAAGAAAGACGCGGAGGCAGGCAAAACAUGCAGACAUCUCUGCCAAUAAAUACACCAACAGAACCCAAUUGGAGAGAGACAGCUAUUUAAAAUCAUGUUUUUAAAUCAGACAAGGCAAUGAAUGCCAGAGGAAGACUUAAACAGAGAAGAGUGGAAAACAAGUGGCUUCAGCCAGGAGCAAUAAGAGCAACGCCAGCAGAUGAGGAGACACAAAAAGAAAAGGUGGAGUGAGGGAGCGCAGGGAUAAAAAUUGUUCUUCCCCGGGGAAAUUGAAAAUUUGGAGUAGCAGAGCAGAGGAAAAGGGAAAGGUCAUGCAGGGUAUGUUGAAAUGUCUGGGAGGUGAAAGGUUGUGUUGAAGCUCCAGAUUUAUGAGGUAGGUUUAUAAGUAAUAAAAACUUUGCGACAUAAAAUUGGGCAAACAUAAUAAAUUCACAUGUAUGUCUCUUUCCUGUUCUCCA